This is a messenger RNA of Calypte anna (Anna's hummingbird), 5518 nucleotides long. RefSeq names its product rho GTPase-activating protein 20. Gene Ontology annotation, biological process: signal transduction; regulation of Rho protein signal transduction. The transcript is spliced from 15 exons. The record is from RefSeq and is a predicted model, not a curated record. Bases 201 to 3503 code for a protein of 1100 amino acids. NCBI's taxonomy places the organism in Eukaryota, Metazoa, Chordata, Aves, Apodiformes, Trochilidae. Gene Ontology annotation, molecular function: GTPase activator activity.
CCCUGCCAGGCCCAGCCCCGGAGCCGCUGGCCGGGACCGGGACCGGGACCGGGAGCGCGGCCGGGAACGGGACCGGAACUGGAACUGGAAGUGGAACUGGAACUGCCGCCAGCGCCAUGGACCGCGCCGCGCCUCGGCCGCGGGCAUGACAGCGUGGCCGUGUCCCGAACUUCGCCUCGGGCUCCGCGGGGAGCCAGAAGAUGAAGCCCAUAGUCCAAAGGAGACGAUCUACCCCUUCUGCCAUUACUAAAGCUCUUGGCAAGUCAAGGUACCAUUCCAGGGAAACUACCCUUUACUCUUCCCACCCCGACAAUGGGCUUCCAAGUGGGGUGUUCAGCAACCCAGACUCCACUUUUGUCCUGGACGAGCGAGUACAGCUAACUGUGGGCCUGCAGACCCAGGAAAGACAUUUGAUCUUGUUCAGUGAUGUGCUGGUCAUCGCCAAGUCCAAAUCCUCCUCCAGCCUGAAGCUGAAAAAGCAAGUGCAUCUGAGUGAAGUGUGGACCGGCACCUGCCUCAAUGAAGUGACAGAGAAAAAGAUGGGUCCUGAGAAUUCCUUUGUCAUCGGUUGGCCUACCACUAACUAUGUUGUCACCUUCAGCUCAGCUGACGUGAAGGAACGGUGGCUGUCAGCCUUACUGUGGCAUAUUAAUGAGGUGAAACAGAAUGAAUAUCUGAAGAAUCUAACCCUUCAGAUCUUUGUGCUGGAUGCUGACAACUGCCCUUCUACUACCUCAGUCAAUGUGUCCAAUAUGGAAACUGCAGAGAGCGUGAUGGAGAAGACCCUUCUACAGCUUGGACUUCCUGGCAGAGCAAGUGAACACCACCUCUGGGUGAUCUCAGGAAAAGAUGACCCUGCUUACCCUCUCAUUGGGCAUGAGCAUCCUUUCAGUAUCGCAUUGAACUGUCUCCGGGACUCUGCUGACCAGCAGCAAGGAACCAACAAUAACACGCUCCUGGCUGAUGGGACAGAGGCUUCCUUCCUUGACCAUGUCCCAAAGGAAAAGCAAUGUCAGUUUGUUCUGAAGCCUAGGCUCCAAGUUCCAGUGCAGCUGAGGAGAGAGCCACUGCAGAAGCACACCAAGAGGAAGAAAUCGUUGAUUGACUGGGCCCUGCGCCGCAGCACCAGCACCCCUGCAGGCAGCCCCCCUUCACAGUCCCCCACCACCCCACGGAAGCUCUUUGGCCUGUCACUGUCCUCUGUCUGUCCUGAUGGGAUCCUUCCCAAGCCAAUCAUGGAUAUGCUGCUGCUGCUGUACCAUGAAGGUCCCUCUACUAGGGGCAUUUUCAGACGUUCUGCCAAUGCCAAGACUUGCAAGGAGCUGAAGGAGAAGCUGAACUCCGGAGAUGAUGUCCAGGUGGAUGGAGAGUCAGUCUUUGUGGCUGCAGCUGUCAUCACGGAUUUUCUACGAAAUAUACCUGACAGUGUUCUAUCCUCAGACAUGCACGGACUGUGGAUGGAAGCUGUGGACACGGAAAAUCGAGCACAUAAGAUUGAAGCUAUCAAAAGUCUUGUCAACCAGCUCCCAGAGGCCAAUCUCAUCCUGCUCAGGCACCUCUUUGGAGUUCUCCAUCACAUUGAGCAGAAUUCUGGUAUCAAUCAGAUGAAUGCCUUUAACCUGGCUCUUUGCAUAGCACCCAACAUGCUCUGGCUACCAAGCCCCUCUGGGCCUGAAGAGGAAAGCAGGUCUACAAAAAAGGUGGCUUUGUUAGUGCAGUUCCUAAUUGAAAACUCAGGAGAGAUUUUUGGAGGUGACAUUGCUUCCUUGUUUCAAAGACCAGACAAAAAGAAGUCCAAAAACUCAGAGGAAUCCCUGGGCUUGGCUCAGCAUGAUGAUUCCUCUGAUGAGAUGGAGUUUUCUGCUUGUGACCCAGAAGGACCAAAGCACCACCUGGUACCUGACACAGAUGCCAUUUUUGAACCAUCCAGCUUCUUCCUCAGUGAGGAUCAGGAAGACUGGGACUUGUUCAGCGAGAUCACAGCCUGCUACCAAAGCAAAGCCCAGAAGAAUACCACUGCAGACAGCUACGAGCUCCUGGAAGAGGAAGGCUCCUUCUGCUCCAUCAGCUCAAUUCGCUCGCUCAGCCUGGCCCGGGACCGGUGCUCCUCGGAACCCAGUGUCUGCCUCAGCUCCCAGCUCCCUGCUCAGAGCCAUGGGACGGUGGCCCGCCAGUCCAGCUGUGAUGCCACCAUCAUGUGCAGCCACGCAGACUGCAUCCACAGGCUGCAGCAGCUGCAGCUGGAGAGCCAGAAGCUGAUUGAUGAAAGCCUAGGCCCUGGGGUUAAUAAGGUGAGGCAGAACUUGUGGCAGUCACCUCAGACUAGCUCUCAGUUGAAGAAGUUCAGCCUUCAGAAGUCCAGCCCGUCCAACACGUCCAGCUUCUCUAGCCUGUCCUCUGCCACCACCUCCCCAUCUGCCUCCUCUCUCAGCUCCUUAGACAGUGCUUUCUCCUACUGCUCAGAGUCAUCAGCCAUUAGUCCCACAGACAUCUCAUCCCUGCCCUUCAUGUUCAGCACAUCUGCUAGGCUUCACGCUGUGUCCCCCAAGAUUGCCAAGAGGUCCCCAAAAGAGUGGCAUAAGUCCUUCACACCUCCAGUGCCUUCACACAAGUGUGACCUGAACAGUUUCCAUGAGCAUGAGCCUCAGGCUGUAGAGAGCAGUCAUUGCUGUGGAGAGAGGAGAGGCUUUCUAUCUGACACUGACCAGGCGGAAGAGGAGAGGAGAGAUCUGAGAUCUCAGGGGGACCCUUGCCCAGAGCUCAGGAGCUCAGGUUGUACCAAAGAGCUUGAACAAACCCCUGAGCUCCACACUACCAGCCCAGCCAGUGAGAAAUCCCCACAGAUCAGACACAAGCAGCACCAGGAGAAAGUCAUGAAGAGCAUAGAAACCAAAAGCACCGAUGCUUCCCCUCCAAGCCAGGGAAGCCUGAAGCGCACCAAGAUAACUUUUUAUGUGACCUCCAAUAAAGCAAGCUCCUGGGGGUCUCCAGUGGAAGAGGAUGAGGAGAAAUCCCUGGCAGACACCAGCACCAGCAUGGAGCAGAGCCUGCCCAAGAGCUUGCAGACUGUGAGAGUCCAUAUCCCCCAGACAGUUUUCUAUGGGCAGAACACACCCCUUGUCCUGCAGUCCAUCUCCAGGCACUACCACCACAAACCAAUGGCCUCGUUCCCAGAGGCAGAGUACAGAGAAAGUCCCCAAAGUGCCUCCUCUCCAGAGGAGCUGGAAGAUGAGCCAGUGGAAAUGGUGCAGGCACCAGCCCACAGCAAGGGCUUCAACACGCUCAGCCACACCAUCCAGAUCAUCCUCCCUGCCUCCAUCCGCAGCACCGUCAGGGAGUAUUUCAAGCAGGAUGAAACCAAGGCUUGUCCCACAUCCGAGAUGGAGGCAGUGGAGAAGGAACUGCUGCGGAGCAGGGCAGGGUGGCUGAGGAGCCAGCCACGGGCAGGGCUGGCCAUAGAGGAGCCUGACACAGCAGCCUGUGCCCAAGAGACGUUUGUCUAGGGAGAAGUGUGUGUGUGUGUGUGUGUGUGUGUGCGCAGCAGAAAAAAUCGUGUAAGAUAUGAUCAGGGUGUGAAGAAUCUAUCAGGCUGCAUGGGGCUGUAAGUGUAAAGUACCGCUAAUGUGUAUGUAAUGUUGGGGUUAAACAUUCAUUUUUCAGGAGCGGGGGGAUUGUUUUGUUUUUUCUUUCCACGCUUUUUCUACAGAAGACGAUUCACUGGCUAGGUGUCUGGAGGGCUGAAUGCCACCAGGCUCUGUCUGUGAAUUAGCUGACCUCUACAGGGUCUGACUCCAUUUCUUUUUAGAGUGAGCAAGGAGACACUCUGCUUUCUUUUCUCCAGUUAGCUACUGGAGAUGUGUGUGUGGCUUACUGGAGAAGUGGAACAGCUAAUGCUCCAUCAAAAGUAGUUUAAAAUCUUCAAGCCUGCACAGAAUCCUUCAGUAUUCACUGUUCAUCCAAAGGAAAGCCCUUCACCCCCACCUCAAAGACAUCACUGCUCCUUCUCUGCUCAGCAUUUGUCCCCUGGUGAUCUAGCUCACCAUCUGUGUUGAUCACUGUUUGAAGCUGGGCUCCAGCAACACCGAGUGGACCCAAAGCUCACAUUUCAGCUUCCACCGACAGCACAUGUAAUAUUUUAACCCCAAGAUUGCUCCCCCCCCCCCUUACUUAUGCAUUGAUUCUUUUUUCUCAGACACACAAACCCCCAAGCCCCCAAAACAUAGCAUUUGACAAAGCCACAGUCACUAUAAAGGAUUUUAGCUCUGCCACUUUGGCAGGGCUGUGACCACUUGCCUUAUACAACGUCCUCUGGGAGCAGCAGGUCCUUUUAGUCCCAGUAAAAGGUGACAUUAUACUUCCAUACAUUAUGGUGACAUUUCAGAAGGCCCUUUCCAGAGCCAGUGUGGAUGAGGCAACUAAUCAAAUUCCUAGUCACACUGAGAGGGGUAGGAUUUGGCUUUAGCUUGAGAUCAAGGAGUUGUGGAAGUUGUCAGGAAUGUUGUUGAGUGCAUGCUGAAGCAAAGCCCCAGCUGGUCAGAAAGUUGUCAGACAGUCCAUAAGCUGAGACUCUUCAGGCACUGACACCAUCUCAGAGAAACAGCAAGUUCCCACUCAGCAAAGUACAUGGCAUAGAGUGCUCCAGUAGAGCGAAUCCUGGAGAUGUGCCAGGCAGGGAUGGGGUUCGGAGGCUGCUUGUGUUGCUCUGCUAAAGAAAUACACCCAGUGGACUCUUGGAGCAUCCCUGUAAUUAUACCUUGAAUCAUGCAAGCAUCGUCACCAUAAUGGGGCUUGUCCAGAGGGUUGUGAUACUGCCCGCUGGGCUCUUGAAAGAAGCCAAGAUCACCAUGUUAGUUUGACAGGCAUUAAGAAAACAGUGAGAAAAGUCUCAAAGGUUCAGGAUGUUUCAUUUGAAGGUUAGGGGAGAGUUUCCUAAGGUCGUUUCUCUCAGAGACACUCCAUUUACUCAAUUAACAGUGAAUGGGUGAAGGACAAGAGCAAUACAUGAGUCCUAAUGAUGAAGAGGUAGUUCUUGUGGAGUAAGUACCCCCUGCAAGUUGCUGAGUGUCUGCAAGUAGCUGUACCUGGAGCUGCUGGACCCCUGCCAUGAUUCAGUCCUCACACAGAGGGGGAAACCACCCCUGCAAAAUGAUCCAGGGGGGUGUCAGAUGCCUCCACUCAUCUGCCAUCUGCCCAUGAUGGUGCCUGGAGGUUGGCCCAGCGUUCCAGGUUAAUACCACUCAAUAUCAAGGCAGGGGAGGGAAGCCCAGAGUCCACUUCCCACAGUGUAAAGAGUUUGAUUUGUUAUAUGCAGGGUGUUUAACUCUGAAAUGUGGCACUGUCUGUCCCAGAUCCCCUUGGUGCCCCUGCUAUUACAAAAAGUGUAUAUAAUUGUAAUACAAACCGCCCCACCAUCCUUUUGCUCGCACAGGAACAUUCACAAGGCACUCACAGUCCUUUUUUCCAGAGCUACAGUUGUAACUAUUUAAAUAAAAGACACACAACUUUUUUUUGUUUGUCA